This is a messenger RNA of Symbiodinium natans, 1164 nucleotides long. Lineage: Eukaryota; Dinophyceae; Suessiales; Symbiodiniaceae. The record is from the annotation of a GenBank genome assembly.
AUGGCCCCAAAGACUCAGAAGAAGGGCACAAAGCGACCAGCUCAGGAGCCCGCGGCGAGCGAGGCCAAGAAGCUGAAGGACAUGUUGCAAAAGAAGGGCGUGGCCAAGUCGGCGUACGAUGGUAUUGUUGCUGGCAUCCAGCACCCGUUGGCAGAGAACUUGACAGAUUCUGUCCGCCAGAUGCUGUUGGCAAUGCUUCCAGAGGGCCUUUGUGUUCCAGAAGAGCGGCACGAGGCCCAGGAGUCUUACGUUGGCAUGCUCUCCGAAGUCUUCGAGGGCAUCAUGGCCAAGCUACAGGAUGACGUGAAAUUUGCUUCGGCAGAAGUUGCCCGUGUUGAAGGAUCCAAGUCUGGCCUCGAAUCCAAAGUGAUGGAAUCUGAAGCAGCCUUGCAGGCUGCUGAAACCCGUGCUGCCGAGUGCAAGGUGAUGUUGGCCGACUCCACCAAAACAGUCCUGGCUUGCAAAGCAGCUCUCGGUGACAAGGAGAGGCUUCAGAAAGAAGGCGAUGCUGCCUUUGAGGCUGCCAAGGCCGAGAAAGCUGCUCUGGAAGAAGCACUCUCUCAAGACUUCCGCCUGCUUCGGGAUGGUGAGGUUGAAGGAGAAGUGGCUGGGACUCACUACAAGAAGCUGGAAGGGCUGGUAAGCAAUAUUGGCCUGGAAACCAGCUUGAUGACGGCGUUGCCCACUUGUAUGAUCAAGAAGCCGGCUGACCGCGGUUCCUUCGAUGCAAUGGUGGUUGCACAGCUUCAAGACAAGCUGUCCACACGGAUUUCGGAUCUGGCUGAGAUCAUCCAGUCAGGUCAGCCAAGUGCUGCUGCGCGCCAGGAGGCAGUCGACACAGCACGUCAGGAUCUGGAUGCUGCCAAGCAGGCGCAGCAAGAAGCAGCAGAAGGGCUGAAAGCUGCCACCGAUCUUCGACAAGAGUGCGAGAGCCAAAAGGCGACUGCAGCACUGAAUGUGGAGCAGCAUGAGCCUGAACUCAGCGCCGCAAAGAAGACCAUGGUCGAAAAAGAAAUGGAGCGGGAUGCUUUCCAAGGCUACAACUUUGCCUGCUUCAAGAAUCUCCAGAAGCGGCGAACAGACACGAAAACUACCCAGAUGUCUGCAGCACGCGAACAACUCGAGGUGGCAGCAGCUCUGGAGAUGGCUGAGGCAGGGGCUUGA